AUGCUCGCUGUGCCAAAGCCCGAAAGACGACCCCUCCCACCUCGAGUUUUGCCACCCCUGCCACCACCCGUUAAAAAAGAGAGUAAAACUGCUGAGAAGAAGAAGCGAAAAACGAAUAAUCAUAAUAUUGACUCGGAAGCUUCGAACGCGAAAUUUGCUGCGAUGGUGCGACGCCUGAAAAAGCUGGACAAAAAUGCAACCAAUAACGAACAGGGUGAACAGGAGAAGCCAGUAAAGAAAAGAUUCCGAAGAAUUUUCCGAUGUUUACGACUGCGAAAAAAGGUUAACGAAGAAAGUUUGGAAACCCCCGAAGUAAUCGCGCAAAAAGAUAACAAAAAAUUCAAGCUUUUUUCAAAUUUUUUCAAACGAAAGAAGAAAACAGGCAAAGUCAAAGCGAAAGCAAAAGUUGUAGAAAAGAAAGGUAAAUUGUUUCCGCUUAAAGGUGUGUCCAACAAGGUCCCUGGCAAUUUAAAAGUCGAAUGUGGAUAUUGCAUGAGCAGAAAAGACAGAGUGCGAGAGACGUGUUACAAUCUUAUUGGACCAUGCUUUGGAGUAUUGAAAAUAAACGUUGUCGAUAAAAAUGCACCAAUUGCGAUAACAGGAAAGAGUAUUGCAUUACAUCAAGAAGAUGGAUCAAAGAUGGUUACCAAGGGUAAGACUGGAAAGAAGAAGAAAAGAAAAGGUUUGAAACGUGCAAAGUCUUUUACAGCACUAAAGACAUCAAAAAAUGCCUCGGUGCAUGAUAACAUCAAUGAUGAAGAUCGUGCUGACAGAGAAAGUGAUGAUGAGACUGAUAGUGAACUUCAGUUGCUUUUUGUUCAAUCCCCCAACACACCUGUUGACGGCGAAUCUUGCAACACAUUUUCACCUGCAUUAAAUGUAGAUUAUGAGGAUAUUCCAACUGGUGCUAAGCGACAUGUUCAUUUCGAAAUACCUCAUUGGGACGAACAUGAUCGAAAGCCUGGUUCAAGGUGUGCUACACCAAAACCUAAAGAACCAAGUGCUGACCGAAGAAGAAAACAAAAGACAAUCAUGGAGUUACGAUUGGAACAAAUAAAAGCAGAGGAGGCCCGACUAAAAAUGCAGCAUGAGCGUAUUCGACCAAUCAGCGCACGAAGAGAUCGCGUAAACAAAACAAAAAUUGAUUUGAAAGCUCUUGAAGCCGAGCGAAGAAGGGCUCAACUUGAGCAUAUAAAGACCAAAGAAAAGGCCAUAAAGUUGAACAAAGAUGUUUUAAAUGAUGCUAAAUUGGAGAAAACGAACUUGAUCAAUGAACGCGCAGAAGCUGUUCGCGCUCAAAAGGAGAAAAAGGAGAUUGAGGAAAUGGAACGACGACAUAAGCGUGCUGUAGAACUGCAAAGAAGUUUGGCUUCUAGUAAAGGUAGACGAAACAACAACCUGUCAGUCAAAGUUGAAAAAUUGAAAGAAAAGCAUGCUCAUGUGGAUGCUAGACGUUGCCACAAACGGAAUGACCUAUCAGCUCAAGGUGCAAUUCCACAAGUUCCACAAGUGGGUGUCGUUGCGGAACAUGAACCAAGACCAGCUCCUAUGCCACAUGAUGAUAUUGUAUUGCCAGUUGUUGCAAAACGUCGAGCAAAAGACGUUGUUGCUCAAAUUGCAGAUAGCAAGAAACUUCGUGAAGGACAAAUGCGAGGAAAAAUCGACACAAGAGUAAACAGUGAACGAGAUGCACUUGUACGACAACAGCCAAAUCAAACCAGCGGUGGUGAGGGUGAGACUGGUCUGACUGCAGAAGUGCAUGAAGAGCUUGUUGUUGGCCGACGUCGACGACGACGUCAAAAAAAACACACGACACAGGAGGGUGAUGCUGAAUUUGCAGCAGAGGUAUUUAGAUCGUUUUGUUAAGUCGUUGAUUGAAGUUUAUUACAUCUUGUUAAUUUUUAUAACUUUCUUAUUUUAGCCUCCAAAUUUUCAAUAACUUAUUCAAGAUUCAGUAACUUUCAAAUUGGCUUUAAAUACGGAUUUAUUUAUUUAUACUUGUACAGAGGACUUGAUGCUGAGGCUUUGGGUUUGUUUAUUUGAGUUUUUGUUUGAAUAUCAAAUCAUUUUAUAGCGGCAUUUAAAAAGUACGCUUGAAGUGUGUGUGUGGGGGGGGGAUGGUUUAGUGGUUUGGGGUUAAGGGGAGGGGGGUCAAGAUUUGGGUUAUUUAAAAGCGUAUAAAAACAAACUUGGAGAGGGGCAUUUUGCACACGUAAGGGGAAAGGGGAAUUUGCGAGGUGAGGGUG
Molecule: messenger RNA, 2246 nt
Organism: Hydractinia symbiolongicarpus
Lineage: Eukaryota; Metazoa; Cnidaria; Hydrozoa; Anthoathecata; Hydractiniidae
Exons: 4
Coding region: 1-1866 (621 amino acids)
Source: RefSeq, a predicted model, not a curated record